Molecule: messenger RNA, 2210 nt
Organism: Girardinichthys multiradiatus
Lineage: Eukaryota; Metazoa; Chordata; Actinopteri; Cyprinodontiformes; Goodeidae
Gene: fip1l1b
Product: FIP1 like 1b (S. cerevisiae)
Exons: 16
Coding region: 126-1787 (553 amino acids)
Cellular component (GO): mRNA cleavage and polyadenylation specificity factor complex
Molecular function (GO): RNA binding
Source: RefSeq, a predicted model, not a curated record
AACGUGAAAGAAGACAGUAGGUCAUUUUGACCAGUUGGGGGCGCUGUGUUUUCUUCUCCAACAUCCUAACCUAAGCGGGCCCAGCAGCUUCUUCCGGGCGUCUCGCUGCCUUGCAGAGGUUGAAUAUGAAUCUCAACAUGUCUGCGGAGGAAGCGGACAAAACAGCCACCACUGACGCCAGCGCCGGCGAUGAGGAGGAGGAAUGGCUGUAUGGAGAUGAGUCAGAAAGCAAGGAGGAGGAUGAAGAAACUAAACUGAGUGCUGCUGUCAGUGCACCUGCUGAGACUUCAACAGACGAUGCUGCUGUUGCUGAUGUACACGCUACAGGAAACGGAGUGGCCUCUGAGGUGCCAGGUGAAGCUGCAGGGGAGGAUGUGGAGAGUGACAGCGACAGUGAUGACGACGACGAUGAUGUCCAAGUUACCAUUGGUGACAUCAAAACUGGAGCACCACAAUACACGACAUACGGAGCCCCACCUGUUAAUCUAAACAUAAAGACCACAGGUUCCAGACCGUACGGACAAGUGACCACAAAGCUGAAGGGGGUGGAUCUGGAUGCUCCUGGAAGCAUUAAUGGUGUUCCUGUGUUGGAGGUGGACAUGGAGUCCUUUGAAGAGAAACCCUGGAGGAAGCCAGGAGCGGAUCUGUCAGACUACUUCAACUAUGGUUUUAACGAGGACAGCUGGAAGGCUUAUUGUGAGAAACAGAAGAGACUGCGGAUGGGCCUGGAGGUCUCUACAAUUGGAUCAGUGACGAGCAAGAUCACUGUUCAACAAGGCAGAACAGGAAAUGAAAAGGAUGUAUCUAGUUUGGCUGUUCACACUUCCAAGACUGACUUUACAUCUCCUGUCAGCCUGUACAAGUCUGCUGUCAGUCAGAUCACCAGGAAGACGAGUGGUACCAUUGAUGUGAUUGGUGGACAGAUGGCCACAAUCAGCAGAGUUGAGGGGCGACGCAGACACAAUCUGGAGGGCAACAAUAUCCAGGUGAUCUCUGAGCAUACAACAUCAGAAGCUGAACCAGCCGCAGCUAAGAUUCCUACCUUCUUCCCCCCUGGACCGCUUCCUCCAAACAUACCCCCACCUCCUUUUCUCCCUCCUCCACCAAAUGUCAGCACUGCACCUCCUCUCAUACCUCCUCCCAGAUUGCCCAUUACAGUCCCUCCUCCUGGUUUCCACCCUCCAACAAGCGGCCCUCCACCUUCUUUAAUUCCCACAAUGGACAGCAGCCACGCUGGAGGCUACGAUGGUCGUCCUGUCCCCCCGUUCCCCUUUCCUCAAGGUGCUUACCCUCCACCUUUAGCUGGAGGUGUGCCUCCCCCAUGGCCCCCCAUGGUGGACAACAGCAAGCCGUGGGACUACUAUUCUCGUCGAGAGGACAAGAGAGACAAGGACCGAGACAGACCCAGAGAGAGGACGCAUGAGCGGGAGCGAGACAGGGAGCACAGCCCCUCAACCAUGAGCUACACCAGGUCAGACGGACAGACACACACAUGCGAUGAGGAGCGGUAUCGCUACCGCGAGUACCCCGAACGUGGUUACCCAGAGCGUCAUCGUGACCGGGCCAGCCGAGAAAAAGAGGAGAGGCACAGGGAGAGGCGGCACAGAGAGAAGGAGGAGGGACGUCACAAGUCCUCUCGCAGCAGCAGCAGUCGAAGGAGACACGACAGUGAGGAGGGCGACAGCCACAGGAGGCACAAACACAAGAAGAGUAAGAGGAGCAAGGAGGGCAAAGAGGCUAGUGAGGAUAUGGGUGCAGAUCAGGAAAACCAAGAGGCUAUGGAGUAGGGAUGACCACCUCCUGUUUUCCCCUCAAUUUGUCCUCAUGCUGACAAAAUAGGCGUGGAAGGGGGUGAGAUUAAUGCGACUUGUUCUCCUCUCCAUCAGUCAGUUUCCCCUGCAUCCUCUUGUUAAACCUCACCAUCACUUCAGAAUGGACAGAGGAGAACAGGAGCUGAAAGGAGAGCUGCUCAUUCUUCUUUUGUUUCCACCAGUAAACACAGUUGUCCCUGCACCCACCUCCAUCCUGUCCCUACCCUCCUCUCAGAGCACGGCCAGAACAGCUAGGUCAUGUUCAGAGAUUUCAUUGUAUAUUCUGGACCAUCGGUCUGAUAUGACCUUUUGUAUUUUUGGUUUGAUAUCCUUUUGUUCUUGUCCGAAAUUAAGACCUCAAAAAAAAAACGUUAAGUUUGAUUAAAACACUUUUGAUAA